This is a messenger RNA of Coregonus clupeaformis (lake whitefish), 2254 nucleotides long. It is a transcript of the gene tmem45a, whose product is annotated as transmembrane protein 45a. The coding region runs from base 270 to 1112 and encodes 280 amino acids. The transcript has 6 exons. NCBI's taxonomy places the organism in Eukaryota, Metazoa, Chordata, Actinopteri, Salmoniformes, Salmonidae. The record is from RefSeq and is a predicted model, not a curated record.
CCAAAAAAAAAAAAAAAUAUUUGACGAUCUGAAAAAGUGGUUGUGAAAGUACCCAGUUGGAAGAUGGGACGGCUGGUAUAAUAAUAACCUACCUACCUUUUUGGAUGAUACUGUAUGUAGGAUAUUUUUCUUUUUGGAAGAUGUUUAAACUGUAUUCAUUGGAUUUGAAUAAAAUGUGAAUGUUUCGACAUACGGGAACACUUAGGAACUUUGGCGCACGGAUUUUUUUGUGUGGAAACAAUCUAACUACGGUAUUCCAGUGAAGGAUUAUGGGUAGUUUUAAGGGCCAUGCGUUGCCGGGUAGUUUCUUCCUGAUCGCGGGCCUGUGGUGGGCGGGAAAGUACUCUCUAUGGUACGCCACCCGCAGGAACAAGAGUCUGGGCUCCACCUCCACCCGCCUGGCCAGCCGAUCCACACAGCGCCGCCUGGAAGUCAUCGAGGGAUCCGUCACCCUUUUCUUCUCUGUGGUUGGGAUGCUGGCGGAGCAGUUUGUAGCAGACGGGCCGCGGCUUCACCUGUAUGACUACAGUGAGCAUCACUGGGACAGACUCCAUAACUGGCAGCACUCCACCAUGUAUCUCUUCUUUGGCCUGGCUGGAGCCAUGUCUCUCAUUGUACACACCACCACCGACGCCGCUCCGCUGGCCCUCGACAGACUAAUGCUGGCCAUCGCCUUCUUCAUAGAAGGGUUCUUGUUCCUUUACCACCUCCACGGCAGAGCUAUGCUAGAUGUCCAUGUUCACCAGCUGCUGCUGUUCUGUGUGUUUGGAGAGGCCAUGGUGUCCUUUCUGGAGGUGUUCCACAGAGGAAACUUUCUGCUGGAGCUGCUGAGAGCAUCACUCACCAUCCUGCAGGGGAGCUGGUUCUGGCAGAUUGGUUUUGUCCUGUACUCCCCCAGCGGUGCAGAGUGGGACCAGAAGGACCAUAACAACAUGAUGUUUAUCACGAUGUGUUACUGCUGGCAUCUGGUCUUCAGCCUGCUGAUGGUGGCGGCGCUGUACUGCACCAUCAGUUGUGUGGUACGAUCCAGAUUGAAGAGAACCCCUCCAAUGGAGAUGGGACUGCUGAAACCCAGAGAGAGAGAGCAGGAGUCAGAGGACGAGAUCCUAUAACGACAACAACAACUUCCCGUUUGUUUAGCAGUCCACCCAACCCUUGCUUCACCCAUUAACGUCCCAUGCUGACCCUAGACCAGGGUUUGACUUCAGGAAGCCUAUCAACCCAGUUCUGCAAGGGCCCAGUCUCUCUCCCUCUCCACACACUCCAGAGGAAGAGAUGCUGACAUUGUUUUAAUAUGUUAGAUGUCACACAGCAGGUAGCUAUAGGACAGUGUCUCUCCCUACUUUAUGAGACGUCAUCUCUCUACCUCUGCCCAAUAUUAGCAUGAAAUCAUUAUUAGCAUAUUUUUCCAUGCCAGCCUUUUAUCACGUAGCUAGCUUUGUUUAUGUCCCUAUUUAUUAUACCUUGCUAAUGGAUCAACUCUGGACGUCUUAACAUUCAGAUAUUGUAUUUGUUUAAUGGAACACACUACUAUAAGAAGAUGAGUGUUUGAGUGUAAUAUGGCCUGUUAUCUGAAGAGUUAAAUGAUAUGUCCAACCCAUGUGGCCAGGCCCAGCCAUACAAGGAGCUUUUGCUAAACAAUCUGUGAUUCUCUGUGUAGCGGCGCCGUCCUGUGGCCAGGUUGUGCAACAACAUGCAUUGUACUGAAUAAUCAUGAAUACAUUAUAGAUUAGUUUAUGAAACAUACUUGAAACAAAAGUUCAGGUUAAGGAAUGUUUUGACAAUAUUUUUGCCUUGAUUCAGGUGUAAUAGAAACUUCAUGGUGAUGAUCGUAGCAUCAGGCUGUCAGGAGCUGUUGAUAGGAAUGCAUCAGACAGCACAAGCCAACAUCCCAUCAGAUGAUCCCACAUAGUGUUUCCUCUGAUCAUUCUGUACCUUCACCUUCGUUCUAGGCUCUAGUGUGAACACAAUAAACCAAAUUGUCACUGAGAAAAUAGGAAAGGGAAAUCUGUAGCAAAUGUGGAAUCAGUGAUUUCUGAAUUUAUCAUUGUCUGUCAUCUGUUGAAGACUGCUCUGUGUGAUUUAAUUAGGAUUUUUAGUAGUAUCAAAUUCAAUGUAUUUAUGAAAUAUACUGUAUAUUACUUAGAGAGAUUUUGAUUUGCAGUUGAAUCAAGUAAUGUUUUGUGAAACACAGAAUGUUGCAUAUGCAUGUCUUUAAAUUCAUAUUUACAUUAAAGAAGCAUUUUUAAAACAC